GGACGUACAAUAAGCCAGGGUGUGACGUUUUUAGAAAAUAAAUUGCGUUUUUACACAGUGUUUCUGAACGACCCCCCUACGUCACAGUUCUUGGACAUUGCUUGACAGUUCAUGUCAACAAAGAUUAUUGUUCUGUGAUCUAUGUAAAAAUAAAUUUAAAAUUUAAAAUAUUAUUUUGUAUUGUCAAAAUGAAUAAAGAUUAUAUUUCCAUUUUACCAAAAGAAUUGGUACCUAAUCAACAUGUAUUAGUGAGGGAGGAGGUCAAUGGCGACAUAGGAGAAAUCAUAAAAAAUGAAGAAGGGCACUUGUUGAUGAUGGAUUUACAAAGCCAAACUAUGUAUUACCUGCCACCAACAUCAGAGAUACUAAGAUUUUUUAAUAUAGAACAACCAGCCCUUAGUGAAGAUGAAACAAAAAAGUGGAGUAGGGAAGAGAUAUUAAAAUUAAUAAAUAUUUACAAAAUAUAUGAGUCCUCUUUUAAAAAUACCUCAAUAAAAAAUGAGAAAGUGUGGCAGCGAGUUUCAAAAGAACUAGGCACCCGUUCGUCAGAACAAUGCAAAAAUAAAUUUAAAUAUUUAAAAGGCAAAUAUGUGGAAAAAAAAGAAAAUAUGAGCUCAAAGGCAAGCGGAAGCAAGGUUGUAAAAUUCGAUUUCUUUAAUGAGUUUGAAGAACUUUUUGCACACCAUCCAAAUAUACAACCACAAGCUGUAGCAAGCUCUUCUCGAGGAGAAGAUAAUGUAAAAAAUAUAAUGGGAUCAGAUACUAAUGUAUUAAAUAAUGAAACUAAAUCUGAUACAGAAAAUAAAAAAAAAAGAAAAAGAAGCAUGCUUGAGAAGCAGUUAGAUACGUAUGAAGAUAAACUGAAUGAACGAGAAAGAAACAAGGAACGCAGACAUCAAGACAUAAUGAGAAAGCAAGAUGAAGCCUUAGAUGUUUUCAAAAAUAUCGCUUCUAGUUUUGAAAAAUUUGUCAAUAACAAUUAAUGAUUUUGUUUUAACUAGGUGUAAAGUUGUUUUGUGAUAAAAGAAAAAUGUUUUUUUUUUGUUGGUUUAUAUCAUCAUUAGAAUUAAAUUGAAUAAAAAAGUUUUUAAAGUAAUAGUUUUUUUAACACUUUUACUAUUAUUUUAUAUUGAGCUGAAUAAUAAGUGGGUACACGUUUUAUUGUUUGGUACUCAGAUAAAGCUUGUAACUGAAACAGGUAGCGGUUUCUAAAAUGUGUUUAUAUUAUAAUAAAGAUAUAGCAUUGCAUGGUUGUAAGCUAGUUGUAAAAAGGGCAUAUUAGUAAAAUAUUAUACUAAAACUUAGAAGACUAUAGUUUUAGAUGGAAAUUUUGUUACCAAAGAAUUUG
Molecule: messenger RNA, 1348 nt
Organism: Psylliodes chrysocephalus
Lineage: Eukaryota; Metazoa; Arthropoda; Insecta; Coleoptera; Chrysomelidae
Source: the annotation of a GenBank genome assembly